AUGUUUGUUAAUGAUCCUAAAGACGUUGAUAAAAAAAUCGUCGAAGAAGAAGCCAAGCAUUUACGAAAAGUCUUGAAUACCUUUACUUUAUAUAAAACACACGCCUUAUCUUCUAAUAAUCGUCGUAGAACGGAUUAUUAUAGUUUAUCAGAGCGACAUAAAGCUUUAAUACCGGAACAAUUAACCAAGUUAAAUAAUAUAGACAAGGCAAUUUCAAAGAAUUAUCAUGUAUUAAAACAAAUAUUAGCUGAUGGUAAAUUAUUUACUGGUGAAGAAACAAGUUUCAAUAAUGAUAAAGACGUAGAUCAAGUAACAGAGUUCGAUAUGGAUAAAUUAAGAAGUACUAUUAAACAAUUCGUAAGAGAAUGGGCAAUCGAGGGUCAACCUGAAAGAGAUGCGGCGUACAAACCUUUACUUGACGCGUUAAAUGAGUCUUUUAAAGAUAUUUCUAAAGAAGAAAGGGCAUCCAUUCGUGUCCUAGUUCCUGGUGCUGGUUUAGGACGCUUAGCAUUUGAUAUCGUACAGCAAGGAUUUAGCUGUCAAGGAAACGAAUUUUCAUUCUUUAUGUUAUUAGCAUCUCAUUUUAUUUUAAACAGGAUGGAGAGGGUUCAUCAGUAUGAAAUUUAUCCGUAUAUUCAUUCUUUCUCCAAUAUCGUUUGUUCGGAUGAUCAAUUAAAACCCAUUUUCAUACCAGAUAUAUUACCUAGCAACAUUCCACCGAAUUCUAAUUUUUCAAUGGUAGCGGGUGAUUUCAUCGAAGUUUAUGGAGAGGAGCAACAUACGGAAAAAUGGGAUUGUGUGGUCACUUGUUUUUUCGUUGAUACGGCCAAAAAUAUUUUAGAGUAUAUGGAAAUAUUUCAUCGAAUUUUGAAACCAGGAGGAUUAUGGAUUAAUCUUGGUCCGUUAUUGUAUCAUUACGAAAAUUCUCCCGGAGAUAUGUCAAUUGAAUUAACUUUGGAACAAGUUAAAUUUGCUGCAAAAGAUAUUGGAUUUCGAUUUCAGGUACCUUAA
Molecule: messenger RNA, 1011 nt
Organism: Funneliformis caledonium
Lineage: Eukaryota; Fungi; Glomeromycota; Glomeromycetes; Glomerales; Glomeraceae
Source: the annotation of a GenBank genome assembly